AUGGUCAGGUUGAAAGAUCUGAUAAACCUUCAAUACGCUUCCAAAGGAUGGAGUGAUAUCAAUGUGAGUCAAGUAAAAGGUCGUUCGGAAGGUAACUUAGCAAAUCAGGAAGCUGACGAAUUGGCCAACCUGGGUUCAGGUCGAGGUGAAUGGCUUCCGGAUGAAACUUAUUACUCAGAUGUGUACACCAGCUUGUGUUGGAAAAGGUCAUUUAAGGGAUACAACAAUGUUGUAUUCACUGAUGAAAAAUUUAGAGAGUUUGACAACGAAAAGGACGCCCUUGAAAAUGUGACGAAGGGAGGAAAAAUAGAAAAUGUGUUUGUGGGUGGUGCCUGUCAUGUAAAUAUUAUGGACGAUUGGCCAGAUGCUGGUUAUGGACUCUACUAUGGGCCAGAUGAUGAUCGCAAUACAGCGAAGUAUUUGGAAUCUGAUAUUAAACCAACUAAACAACGUGUAGAGUUAUCGGCAGUAGUUCACGCAUUAAGAAAUGCUAAUCAAGCUUUAUCGAACGGGACUGCUAGACGCCCGGUUAGAAUUCUUUCUGAGUCGGAAUAUCCAGUUAGAUGUUUUAACGAUUGGAGUGAUAAAUGGAGGGGAAAUGGUUAUAAGAACGUGUGGCAUGAGCCUAUUGAAAAUGUUGAUUUAAUUAAAGAAAUGGUCAACUUGAAAGAUCAGAUAGACAAGCAGUAUACUUCCAAAGGUUGGAGUAAUAUCGAUGUGAUUCACAUUGAGGGAGAUUGUGGGAACAUAGCAAAUGAAGAAGCUGACAGAUUGGCCAAUUUGGGUGCAUCUCAAAACGCCCCGUGGGAUUCCGAUGAACUGUCUAAUGACUAUUGGGAAGAUGUUUGGGAUGAUGAAUUCUAUUAG
Hemisphaericaspora subhashii is the source of this 867-nucleotide messenger RNA. RefSeq names its product ribonuclease H family protein. NCBI's taxonomy places the organism in Eukaryota, Fungi, Ascomycota, Pichiomycetes, Serinales, Debaryomycetaceae. Gene Ontology annotation, biological process: DNA replication, removal of RNA primer. The record is from RefSeq and is a predicted model, not a curated record. The transcript has 2 exons. Gene Ontology annotation, molecular function: nucleic acid binding; RNA-DNA hybrid ribonuclease activity. Bases 1 to 867 code for a protein of 288 amino acids.